Fusarium odoratissimum NRRL 54006 is the source of this 2417-nucleotide messenger RNA. RefSeq names its product retrograde regulation protein 2. NCBI's taxonomy places the organism in Eukaryota, Fungi, Ascomycota, Sordariomycetes, Hypocreales, Nectriaceae. Bases 173 to 2044 code for a protein of 623 amino acids. Gene Ontology annotation, biological process: regulation of transcription by RNA polymerase II. The record is from RefSeq and is a predicted model, not a curated record. The transcript has 2 exons.
GGGCAGUCCCAUCACAGCUGAAACCCGCCGCAGGGCGUUAGCUUUCCUUCUGAGGACGGGAAGCUCCCUGAAAUAGAGGCACCGACCACCUUAAAUACCGGGGAGCUCUGCACCUGCCAACGUCAUCAACGACAAACGGGCAUCUUCACCUCCACAACAAAGACAGCCCGCGAUGGAUUUCUCCGACUUUGAAGUUAUCGACCCAAUCGCCGAGUUUGGCCAUGAGAGCAGCGACGAUGAGGAUGCGCAGCCGCCGUAUGCGCAUCUUCAGGGCGGUCAUCCCCCGUGGCAGGGCCAUGCGGGUAAGCUAGUCGGUGUUGUUGACAUGGGCAGCAAUGGAAUUCGUCUCUCAAUUUCCGACCUUUCGAGCCCAUUGGCUCGUAUGCUUCCUACCGUUUACCAAUAUCGCGCCUCCAUUUCUCUGUACGACUCUCAAUAUGAUCCCGAGACUGGAGAUCAGAUUCCCAUCCCUGACGAUGUCAUCGAGUCUGUCGUUUCAGUCUUGAGUCGGUUCGUUGUUAUUUGCGAGGACUUUCAGUGCAAGAAGGAGAAUAUCCAUGUUAUCGCGACCGAAGCCACCCGCGCUGCCCUCAAUUCGAAGCAGUUCUUGGCUGCUAUCAAAGACAAAACUGAUCUAACAGUUGAGCUUCUACCUAAAGAGGAAGAGGGCCAGAUUGGUGCCCUAGGUAUCGCCAGUGGCUUCUCUGACAUGGAGGGCCUGGUAAUGGACCUUGGCGGUGGCAGCACCCAGAUUACCUGGAUGCUCAGCUCGGGCGGUCAGGUUCGCAUGAGUCCCAAAGGCAGCUUCAGUUUCCCAUAUGGAGCUGCUGCUUUGACGAAGAAGCUCCACGAUCUUCGUGACGGUAAGAAGAAGGAUGAAGCCGAUGCAGCUGUCAAGGCUUUUGAGAAGGAAAUGAUCGCCAACUUCAAGGACGCAUACAACAAUCUGCAGAUCCCCGCCGAGAUGACCGAGAAGGCUGAGAAGGAAGGCGGGUACCGUAUUUAUCUCUCCGGAGGUGGUUUCAGGGGGUGGGGAUAUUUGCUCCUGUACCUGAAUCAGACGGAUGGCAGCUACUAUCCCAUUUCCAUUAUCAAUGGAUACACUGCCAAGCGCAAACAGUUUGAGGACACUGAGGCUCUCAAGCAUGUCGCUCAUGCCGCGAAAGACAUUUUCCGUGUUUCUGAUCGUCGAAGAUCCCAGGUUCCCGCGGUCGCGUUCCUUGUCAAUGUUCUUUCAGAAUCAAUUCCUGGAGGAAUCAAAGAGGCACACUUUUGUCAAGGUGGUGUAAGAGAAGGCUUUCUCUUCCGCCAGCUUUCACCAUCUAUUCGAGCUCAGUCUCCCCUAGAGGUUGCCACAGGCUACUUUGCCCCGGGUUCGCGACAUCUCAUUCAGCAAUUGCUCAAGAACGCAAUCCCGAAACCUUCUAAGAAGAAGGAGUUCCCAGAGGAGUUCGGCGAGCCUGUUGUUGACUCCUUCGCCAAUGCGAUGUAUCUCCACAUGUUCAUGAGUAAGGAGACGGCCUCGACGACGGCGCUGUACUCAACCAGUGUCGGAAACAUGUCUGCGAUCCAUGGUGUUUCGCACCAAGAUCGAGCAAGGUUGGCCUUGAUGCUCGAGUCCAGAUAUGACGGUGAACUUCCUCCUCGUGAGCUAGAGUUCCGUGAGUCACUUCGUGACAUGCUCACGCCUGAGGAAGUCUGGUGGGCAUCAUACCUCGGCAGGGUCGGACAACUCAUCACCGCGCUCUACCCAGCCGGUAAGAUCCACAAGUCGAAGCCACGCGUGGUGUUCACUUCUCAGUGGUCGUACACUUUGGGCAAGAAGAAGAAUAAGGAAGGUCUUCUGCUCACAAUCUCGGUACAGAAGACACACGAUGACCCAGCAAGAACAAAAGAGGCUGUCAAGAAUGCGGCGAGUAAUGUGGAAAAGAUUGGAAAGAAGAAGAACUGGAUUGGAGAUGAUGAGCCUUGGGGAAUGAAGGUUAAGGUCAAGGUUGUAGAGGAGGGUAUUCUCUCUGAGGAGAUGGAGAAGCUGAAAAUGUAGGAUAUCAUGAUUUUUGUUUCGGAAAUUGUGGAAAAGCAUAUUGGGCUUGAUUUUGGGAAUUGCCAAAGGGUACACUAGAAGGCAAAGGAAGGGCAGAAUGUAUGAUGGUACUGAUUAGCUGAUUUGGAACAAAUUGAGUAUGUUUCGUCUUUUGCCCACCGUCACCCCCGUUAUACUUUCGGCUUACCUCUACUCUAAUAACCAGUGCACACCCUGAAGGAGAUCCUGCAGCCACUUCUUGGAAACAGGCAAGUCAGGGCAAGUCGUCCAGAAGCCAUGAGGUAACCCUGAGUAGAUGUGUGACUUGGUUGGCAGCCCGACUUCUUGGAGCAGUUGAUCGAGAAGAAUAGCUUCAUCCCGUCGCGGAUCCCAA